AAUCCAAAUUGUAUGAUUAAGUUGGAGGCGGAAUAAGUGAGACCUGGAUUGAUGAAAGGCGGACACUUGUAUUUGUAUCCGCCGAAGAAGUGGCGGAGAAGAUUACUAAUGGAUUAUUUUCUACCUGGGCGGAGAGCAUCAAGUUUGAAUAUGGAAGAGGGCAUAAUCUGACACUAAUGGUGUACAACUAUGCCACAUAUUUUAAAACGGAUAAAAAUGCACAGGAGAGAAUGCGUAAAGCUGCCGUUAGAGGUGAAAACGUGAAUCCAAGGGAUGCAGUCCAUAAUUGCAUUAUCACUGAAUAUAAAAUGCAGAAAGCUUUGCUGAUGCUAUCAAUCAAUCAAACAAUGGAUUAUCUAACAUUUGACCGAGCUACUGAUAAAGGAUGGAAAGAGUGUGCUUGCAAUGUAUUCCAUCAGACCAGAGCAGUGGCUGAAGCACCAGAAAAACUUAAGAAAAGUGUUUCAAGCUCAGCAAGUUUUGAGUUUUAUGCUAAAGCUGAGGGAAAAGAUUGCAUUUCUCCCAAAAAUCUUGUGGAGUACUGGAAACAAGUCCUUAUGCAGGUUACCAUCAUAUCUUUGGAGAAAGCUUCAGCUAUAACCCGUGUUUAUCCUUCUCCCUCCAGUCUUAUUCAAGCAUACAGAACAUGUGACUCAAGGAAGGAAGCGGAAUGUUUGCUGGCAAAUAUAGAGAUUAGAAGACUGGACACUCUAGUUGGAGGAAUUAGGCGUAUAGGAGAUGAGAUUAGUAGAAAAGUAUAUCUUGCUCUGAUGUCAGAUGAUGAAACCUCACUCCUUAGUAACAUUUAGCCAAUUUAUCCUCUAUAUCUUGCUAUGUUGGAAGAAGAAGAAAUCUCACUCCUUAGUAACAUUUAGCCAAUUUAUCCUCAAUAUCUUGCUCUGUUGUAAGAAGAAGAAAUCUCACUCCUUAGUAACAUCUUGCCAAUUUAUCUUAGCUCUGGUGUCACAUAUGAAACUACUUUCUUUCUUUCAAUAUAUCCUAUUUAAUGUAAUUUUUUAAAAUUUAUAAUGUAUUUCAGAA
Eurytemora carolleeae is the source of this 1041-nucleotide messenger RNA. RefSeq names its product crossover junction endonuclease EME1 (gene mms4). Gene Ontology annotation, cellular component: nucleus; Holliday junction resolvase complex. The record is from RefSeq and is a predicted model, not a curated record. Lineage: Eukaryota; Metazoa; Arthropoda; Copepoda; Calanoida; Temoridae. Gene Ontology annotation, biological process: replication fork processing; resolution of meiotic recombination intermediates; mitotic intra-S DNA damage checkpoint signaling. Bases 177 to 809 code for a protein of 210 amino acids. The transcript has 9 exons.